Molecule: messenger RNA, 2055 nt
Organism: Xenopus tropicalis (tropical clawed frog)
Lineage: Eukaryota; Metazoa; Chordata; Amphibia; Anura; Pipidae
Exons: 3
Coding region: 5-1690 (561 amino acids)
Source: RefSeq, a predicted model, not a curated record
UUUGAUGGUUGAAAGCCUUAGUUGUACAAGAGUUAAAUAUAUCUUUUUUUUCCCACAGCAAAAUGUUAUAAACAACUAUCAACAAAUAUAUUCAACUAACAACGAUCAGGUAAUUAAUAAGGAUAUUGUAAAUGAAGAGGAAACAAUAUCAGUUUCGACAAAUGAAGAUCCUCCGACAAUUGAAGAGCAACCAGUCCCGAUACCAACAAAAACACUGACUUUUGAAGUAAGUCCAUAUGUCUAUAGUACAAAGUUAUGUUUGAUAUCAUCAGUUUUAUCUCAUGUGGAAGUUAGUUGUGAAAUUAAAAUGAAAGGUAAGUGUCCCACUGGUAAUCUAACUGAUCAUUUGCUAUUGCAGGAAAUGCUGGCAGAACUUUCCUCUGUAGAUGACAGUUUCAGCAAGAAGGAAGCGAAGCUGCUCAGAAUGAUGGAGUCUAUAGAGAGGAUUACAGCCAAUGUGGAGGCUAUUAGUGAAGAGGAACAGAAGAGAAGAGACACUGAGCGUCUCCUGUCUCGUACCACUUCUUCAGAGGGACAAAUAGAAAGCUUUCUGAACAGCAUGAAAGUUGACAAGACUAAAAUCUCCUCAUACAUGUUCUACCUAUUGCUAUUACUGCUGGGUGCUUUGAGCUUCUCCCUGUAUCUGAAUAGAAAGUUGGGAAAGAAGCUGAACAAGGAUGUUCCCCAUGCCAGAGAAGAGAAGCAAAGUGUAGGAAUUCAGACUUACUUCCAAAAGGUCCGUGCACCCCCAGUGGUCCAGGAUCUUUUGAUGGAGGAAAGUGAGGAUGAAUAUGCUUCAGAGGAUAUUUCAGAUGGUUCUUUCUCCAUACCAGAAGCCAAGAAAACCAAAAAGAAAAGGUUUGGCUUCAAUGUGCGCAAAUGUUUCUGCCACUGUAUAAAAUGGAGAAACAAGAAGAGAAGCAAAACUAUUGAUUCUGAGAAAGAGAAUGAGACGUCAGAUGAAGGUGAAGAUCUUUUAGCCACGAGGCCCAAAAAGAAACGUUUUGGGCUUAAUGUGCGAAAAAGUUUCUUCCGUUGCUUAAAACGAAGAAACAAGAAGAAAAAGAAAAGUCUAACCUUGCCCGACCUUGAGACAUCUGAGGCGAGUGAGGGAAACCUGGAUGAGAGUUUGGAUGUAACUGAGGAAAGUUAUGAAGAAACAUCCAGUGUAAGCACUGAAAUAACCGACGAUACAUCGUAUGAAACAGUAGAAAGUGAGCCCAUAAAUAUAACGGCAGGGAGAAAGAAGAAGCGAGGCUUUAACAUUCUUCUUUGCUGUAAGGAAUGUAAAACCUUGGGCUCUGAAACCAGAGAAACCACCAAGGGGAAAAAGAAACGCCUCGGGCUUAAACUUAGGAAAUGUUUCUACUGCUAUAAACUAGCAAGGAACAAGGGAAGUCAUAGAAAUAAGAAACGGUUAUGGCAAUGGCGCCAACCGUCAGAUGGAGAAGAGGAAAGUCUCUAUGAGACGCCUGAUGAGGUCUCCAUUGCAAGCAAUGACACAACAGAUGGGACUUCCUAUGAGACUAUAGAGAGUGAUGAGUCCGUGUAUGUACUAGCCAGGGAAAAGAAGCACAGAGGCUUUAGAAUUCUUUACUGGAAGGAAAAACAUAAAGAGGAAAAAGCUAAGAGGGACAAAAAGAAACGAUUAGGAUUUAAAGUUGGCAAAUACUUCCACCGCCGGUCUUAAAAAACUCAACGAUAGAGGAAAAAGACAUAAAGUAAAAAGAACUCAGUCAGAGGUGGCAGAAUGAACCCCAGGGGGGAGGGAAGGGACCACCAGUGACAGGAGGAAGGAGGACAUGGAAGGAAGGAUGGAGUCACUGGUGGGAGGAGUCAUCCCUGUUAGAGGGAGUGGGAUGACCCCUGGGGUCAUUCAUAGGCAGAAAAGAACAACUCCAGAAACACACGUUACCCUACUGCACUCAGGUCGCCUCUGGGUGCCGGCCAUCAAGGUUCCUUGAAUCACAGUAUAGAAGAGAAAUGCAGCAACUUCCGGAUCUAAUCCCAUAAAAGUAUUAUUUAUUGGUAUAUAAUAAAAAAGUAUAGACUUGA